Urocitellus parryii (Arctic ground squirrel) is the source of this 1499-nucleotide messenger RNA. RefSeq names its product CD53 molecule (gene Cd53). The record is from RefSeq and is a predicted model, not a curated record. Gene Ontology annotation, cellular component: plasma membrane. NCBI's taxonomy places the organism in Eukaryota, Metazoa, Chordata, Mammalia, Rodentia, Sciuridae.
UCUGUGUGAUCAGCUUUGUCGUGGCCAUCUCAAAGAGAAUCACCACACUCACCCUAAAGGACUGAGGCACGGAGCUUGUCAAGGCCACGAUUUUCCCAGCAUGGGCAUGAGUACUUUGAAAUUGUUGAAGUAUGUCUUGUUUUUCUUCAACUUGCUCUUUUGGUUCUGUGGCUGCUGCAUUUUGGGCUUUGGGACCUACCUCUUGGUCCACAACAACCUUGGAGUGCUCUUCCAUAAACUCCCCUUCCUCACGCUGGGCAAUGUGCUCAUCAUCGUGGGUACCAUUGUCAUGGUGGUUGCCUUCUUGGGCUGCAUGGGCUCCAUCAAGGAGAAUAAGUGCCUGCUUAUGUCGUUCUUUGUUCUUCUGCUGAUUAUCCUCCUUGCUGAAGUGAUCUUGGCCAUUCUGCUCUUCCUGUACGAACAAAAGCUGCAUAACUAUGUGGCUGACGGCCUGAACGAAAGCUUCCAACGUUACUAUUCAGACAACAGCACCAGGGCAGCGUGGGACUCCAUCCAGUCAUUUCUGCAUUGCUGUGGUGUAAAUGGCACGAAUGAUUGGAUCCAUGGCCCACCAGCAUCUUGUCCCCAAGGUCAACAAAUUCAGGGUUGCUAUACAAAAGCACAACUGUGGUUUCACUCCAAUUUCUUGUAUAUCGGAAUCAUUACCAUCUGUGUAUGUGUGAUUCAGGUCCUGGGGAUGUCCUUUGCAUUAACCCUGAACUGCCAGAUUGACAAAACCAGCCAGGCCUUAGGGCUGUGACCCACCACUGAGCUAUGCUGAAGAGACUUGUCUCAUCUCUGAAAAUACAAAACCACUUAUAGCAUGAAGCCCCAAACGAUCACCUUCUGGACUGGCAUCUUUGUCCUCCUCUCAUCUCUUCCCUGUUGGGCUCCCUCUCUUAAACAACCAGAGAAGAGGGUACAGACCAGGAGCUUCAUAUCUCAGACACCCAGAUAACCAUGCACCUACUGACGGCAACAGCCAUGUCCCUCAAGGUGGUGAUACAUACCCGGGUGAUUUUUUAGACAUGAGGGGCCAAGAGGAUCUGUGGUUCCUAGUGGCUCAAGAUCAAAGGGCAGUUUCAGGAUUUGAAUGUUUGCAUGUUCCCAUUGUCAAAUCCCUCCCCGGCCUCUAGGUUAUGCCAUCCGCUCUACAAAGUCACAGACUGAGAGACAGACUGAAGGGAGUUCUGGAGUCAGGCUCACUAGAUUAUUGUCUAUCACAAUGUAACUUUUGACCAGGGGCCUUGGCUAUAAGAAAGACAAAGUACUCUCUUCAAAGGCAAAAGUUUCAUUUCAUUUUCUUAUUCAAAAAUGCCUUGUUGAUUUAUUUUAAGGCUUUCCAGUAAAAAAAAAAAGAUGCACAGUGAUUCAUAUUUUUACUUCAGCCAGUCUCUUAGCCUUUGAGUCACACAGCCAUGGAGAAACUCAGCAGUACUAGUAUCUCUGGUAGGUUAGCUGAUAAUCACCUUCAGAAACGUUCCAGUAUUAUUUUUCUA